Mangifera indica (mango) is the source of this 1978-nucleotide messenger RNA. Its product is annotated as putative transcription factor bHLH041. The record is from RefSeq and is a predicted model, not a curated record. NCBI's taxonomy places the organism in Eukaryota, Viridiplantae, Streptophyta, Magnoliopsida, Sapindales, Anacardiaceae. Gene Ontology annotation, molecular function: protein dimerization activity. The transcript has 8 exons. Bases 225 to 1808 code for a protein of 527 amino acids.
CUUCAAUAUCCAUCUAUCAAAAUCCUCUCUCUCUUCCUACUUUUCAAGUUCCCACUUACCAAAUAAUUCACUGGUCUCUCUUAGUUCGACCGUCAUCAUGUCUUCUUUAUCAUCUAAAAGCUUUUUCUUCAAUAUCACUUAGUCUGCUACAAAGAUUGCACGGAUGAUGAUCCAGAAGAGAAAGCAUCUGACAGUGGGGUAGUUAGUAAGUUAAUUCGUUAGCCAUGGACACUGAUUUCCUUCUUGACGAUGAAGCUCGAGCCAGCUUUCUCCGAUCAGUAAUGCAGGCCUUUGGCUGCACUUAUAUUUGCCUAUGGUCAUAUUAUGAAUUACCCAACUGUCUACUCUUCUGGGAUGGAUGCUACCACGAAGAUAACAGCCAGCCUGGCCCGUCGGCCGGAACUGUAUCCCGGCAGUUUUUCGAUGAAUACCGUAAAUCAGUUAUAGCCGUUGUUGAAUAUGACAGCAGUGUGCCAGGUCUUGCCUUCAAGAACAAUCAGCGUUACAUUGAGCUCCAUGAAACUGAUCUUCAGAGAUUGGCUUCUAAUGAUCCACAGCGCCGGUUUUAUCGAGAAGCAAGGAUUAAGACUGCAGUGUUCAUGGCGUGCAAGAGUGGAGAAAUUGAGCUGGGUUUGUCCAGUAUGACACAAAUUAAUAUGGAAAUGGAGAUGAGCAAUUUGUUUCCAAAGGACUUAAUCCCUGCGCAGUCGGCUGCACAAGAGAAACCAGGCCAAGUGCCUGAUUUCAAUCGACCUUCAUCAUCUUCAUCCUCAUUAAGAUCUGCAUCACUGGAUAGCCCAGAAAACGCCUCUCUUAUAUUCACCAUUCCAAGCACAACCCACAUGCCAGAUGCCGUCAAUGAGCCUCCUUCAUUACAUCCAAUAUUACCCACCACAACAUUUGCUCAAAUGGGAAACAUUCAAUUGCCAACAUUUGAGAGUGAGUAUGCUGCAAUGACAAGAGCCAUUUUUGCCGUUUUAACUUCUCCUUCUUCUUCUUCUUCAUCAUCUCAUCAGCAUCAACAUCAACACCAAAACCAACCCCAACUAAAUCUUCCUCCCAAUUACCGAGUAAACCCCCAACCUAGCGCGUUCAGGAAGUAUAACUCAGCUUUACCUCCUGCAUCUCAAACAAGAAUGCGGCCGCAAAGUAAGCUGAAACGAGCAAUUUCCUAUUAUAGAAGGCUUAAUACUGCCAGACGUGAACAUGCCUUACAAAAUCGCCCCACCAGCACUCAAUUGCACCAUAUGAUAUCGGAAAGAAAAAGGCGCGAGAAGCUUAAUGAAAGCUUCCAGGCACUGAAAUCACUACUUCCACCAGGAACUAAGAAAGACAAGGCAUCAUUGCUUAUUAAAACAAGAGAGUACUUGAGCACAUUGAAGGAAAAAGUGAAGGAACUUAGUGAGAGAAACCAGAAACUGGAGGCUCAGCUUUCGGCUGCUCCUGCUGCCGUUGCCAAAGAAGUGGCUGCUGAAGAAGGAAGAGGUUCUUCGAUUCAAGGGCUUGAGAUAGUUGUUGUUGAUGUUCCUGUAUCAACCUCCGAAGAGAGGACUGUGGACUUGAGAGUGAGUUUAACAGCAGAAUGUCCCAUGGUGGAUCUAAUAAUCCGCAUUCUUGAAUUCUUGAAACAAGUUAACGAUGUGAGCUUGGUGUCCAUAGAAGCCAAUAACUCAAGCUCUUCUAAUCAUGUAAACUUCAGAUUGAGAAUUCAGGGAACCGAAUGGGAUGAAGCUGCCUUCCAGGAAGCAGUGAGAAGAGUUGUCAGUGAGACGUCUUGGAGGAUUCCGAAUGACAAAAUUGACAACUGAACCUUUUCUUACCACAAACUAGUCAACUGAAAAUUUUGGCUGGCGUAGAUGAGGUUCAUCUCCCCCACAUCACACAAUUGAUGUACCAAGUUUGCUCAUUUUUGUAGCCAUUCAUGUGUAUAACAGUAUCAUUAUUAAUAGUCAUACAUCCAUUUUGUCGCUCGCCGAAA